Messenger RNA from Odocoileus virginianus texanus, 2727 nucleotides. RefSeq names its product SH2 domain containing 1B (gene SH2D1B). NCBI's taxonomy places the organism in Eukaryota, Metazoa, Chordata, Mammalia, Artiodactyla, Cervidae. Gene Ontology annotation, biological process: positive regulation of B cell differentiation; negative regulation of bone resorption; negative regulation of signal transduction. The record is from RefSeq and is a predicted model, not a curated record. Gene Ontology annotation, cellular component: cytosol.
AGAGUAACUUUAUUUCACUCCUACAAGCCAGAGCAGGAAGAGGUAUUUCCACACGUCCCAUUUAGGCCAGCUGCCUCCAAUUCUGUCCUCAGAUUCGUCCCUCGACUUGGGGUACUGGAGGGCUCCCCAUGGAUCUGCCUUAUUACCAUGGCCCUCUGUCCAAGCGAGACUGUGAGACCCUGCUGCUCAAGGAAGGAGUGGAUGGCAACUAUCUGUUAAGAGACAGCGAGUCUGUGCCUGGAGUCCUGUGCCUCUGUGUCUCGUUCAAAAAUUUUGUCUACACAUACCGAAUCUUCAAAGAGAAACAUGGGUAUUACAACAUACAGACCGUGGAAGGUGUUAAACGAGAGAUCUUUCCAAACCUAAAGGAACUGAUCUCCAAGUUUGAAAAGCCAAAUCAAGGACUGGUGUUUCACCUUGUAAAGCCAAUAAAGAGAACCAGAUCCUCCCUGAGAUGGAGAAGAUCGAAGAUAGAGUUGGAUGGUAUUUAUGAGAACGGUGCCAGUGACUAUGUGGAUGUCCUGCCUUGAAGGUAUGGAGACUGGAUAAAGCACUUAUAGAAGAGAUGGGUGACAGCUCUCGCCAGUGAUCCUGCUUCUCCUGCAGGUGGGGGUCUGGAAGACCAAACUCUACGGGACAAUUUAGACUCUCCUGGUCUCAGUUACUGAAGAUGUUUUGAUCAUCAGCCUCAGAGAAAUCAGUCCCCUUGCCCUGCCUCCCAUGCAUACAACACGAGGAGCUUCAAAACCCCAUUGCCGCUCCCACUGUUCUUUCUUGGAAUACGACUGCCUGAACCUGUUCUCUGACUUGUUAAAGGUGCUACCAGCACAACACAGUUGACAUCUGGUCAUCUUUCGACCAGGUGACCAGAGGGGAGAGAAGACAGCGCUGGUGUCUACUUUGGAGCCUGAGUUCCAGUAAUGACAAUGUGGCUGCAGACAAACCUCUUCCUCUUUCUAGGUCUCUGUUCCUUCAUCUAAAAAACAAUUGGCUGGGCAGAGGACAGACAACAGCCCAGCCUCCCUGCUGAGGCUGGUUGAGGCAAGUGGUGUUGGGGGGCUCCUGAGUUAUGGACCUGUAUACUGGACCUCAGACUCCCAAAACAGCCCACACAGGCUCUGCACCUGCCCAUGCUCGUCUUGGUGAUGGGGGGGAGCCCAGACUCACUCAUGCACCCUUCUCCCCCGAGCCUGGGAGACCCGCCUCCUUUCUGAUCUCGAUCCCUGCCAAACGUUGCCCUGGAGACACUUCCUCUUUGAUUCUGCCUCAUUUCAUUUAUGCACUAACCACUUCAACAGCGGCAAUGCGGUUCUGCAUUGUGACAUACGUGGGGAUUUUGAAGGUGUGUUUCCUGAUUCUGACUAGGCUUUAAAGUGUGGUUGAGUCUCCCCAUGAAUCCUCCACAGCACACAGAAAUGCAUGAUGCACAAAACUGUGACCCAUUGAGAGACAUUACUGACUAGGAGCCCAUUCCCGAAGGGUUUGUCACCUUGGUUCUAAGGCCCUUUGUAUUUUUCUGCUAGUUCUAAAUUUUAAAUUAAAGACCUGCUUAGUGUGGAACGUACCACAUGCUAUGCCCAUUCUCUGAUCCAUCUUCAAACCUUAGUGAUUCAUUUCACCCCACUGACCUUACCUUUUAAAGUUAUUAAAAAGAGGAACUUGGAAUUCUGGGAAACAAGAAUAGACAUUUUGGUUGGAACCCCAAAAGCAUGAGCCAUUCUGACUUCCUGGGUCACAGCAAACCAUAGUAGAGAAGAAGGGAACUGCAGGAGUCACGUCAGCAUCCUUCUGGUUGGUUCAGUAAAGGACACCAGAAGCAAACCUGCUCUCCAGGGUUCGGGCCUGGGUCUUUGAUUCAUUCUGCAUGGUACAAAGAAGCAGGUUCCAGUUAUCUGGGACUGCAGCAAUCCUUGGCACAGAAAACAUGGUCAGUGGCAAUUUCCUGAAUAAAUCAAUAUAUAUGAAAUGUGAUCACUCAUUCUGGAUAGCAAAGAUUUGUUUGAACUCUAUACAUCUCAAAAUCAAGUAGAACAUGAUUAUUACUUCAAAAUCUUUCCAUUAUAACUCUCAUAGAAGUGAUUUCCUUUUUUCCUGAGCAUCUAUGCAUAGCACCUUACGAGAAGCUUGAUCCCUGGUGGAAUUUCAGCCAUAUUUCUCAAACGAGCAAGCCACAUUUAAUAGUGGUUAUGGAUGUCAUUGCAUAUUUCCCUGAAACCUAGAAGACCCUGAACAGGUCAUAUGAAGAACAGCUGAAAGAUCUGAGUAUGUGGGACUGGAAGGGGGAAGACAAUAAACUACAGCAGCUGUUUCAAUGUUGGCAGUGCCAUUCUAUGAAAGAGGGUGAACAGAAGAUUCACUGGGUAUGAUGCCAGACAGAAGAACUCAGACCAGUGGCUGGGUGUUUACAGGAGGGCAGUGUUAGCCAAACGUAGGAAGAACUCAAUGUCGGAAGAACUCGGAGCCGACUGGAGCUAUCCUACAUUCAAACAGUCCCCCGCCUUCUGGGGUCCAAAUGAUUUAGUUACGGAGAGUUGAAUUAAUCACGUUAUUUAACUCUUAACUCAUUAUCACUGUCCAUCCAUAUAAGACACAUUCAUUUUUCUUCCCUUCAUCCCUCAUUCCCGUUCCGAUGGAACCAGCUCCGUACCAUGCCUUUGUAUCUAUGGGCUUCCCUGGGGGCUCAGAUGGUAAAGAAUCUGCCUGCAAUGGCAGGAGACCCAGGUUCAA